Molecule: messenger RNA, 789 nt
Organism: Trichoderma aggressivum f. europaeum
Lineage: Eukaryota; Fungi; Ascomycota; Sordariomycetes; Hypocreales; Hypocreaceae
Exons: 3
Coding region: 1-789 (262 amino acids)
Source: RefSeq, a predicted model, not a curated record
AUGCAAAGGUUGAACCAGCAACACGAUCUUCUUGUCCGCUUGUGCCAUGGCAAUCUCAUUCACCCGGAUAUCCCGCAACCUCAGAUAUCGCGUGUUGCGGACAUAGGCACUGGCACUGGAUGCUGGCUACAAGAUGCAGUAUCCGUCUUAGCCCAGACAACUGCAGACGCCAGUAUGGUGUCGAUUGGGGUUGACAUAUCCAACGCCCACUUCCCUUUGGACAAGCAUUCAAACAUAGAAUUUAUAACGCAUGAUAUUCUGCAGCCUUUUCCCGAAGAAUUUCAUGGGCGAUUCGAUCUGGUGCAUGUGCGACUUCUUGUCCUUGCUCUCAAACGCGAAGAGAUACCCACAGCGGCCAAGAACGCGGCAAUUCUGUUGAAAAAGGGAGGAUAUCUUCAAUGGGAGGAGAUUGAGCCCUCGAGAUUGGCAUUCUCCCACGCGACUCCGGCUAUCACCUCUGUAAGGGCUGCCAUGCGUGCCAACUCGAUCGCCAAUGGUCUUGCCAGCACGCCAUCUAGAGAUAUCACUGCAGCUCUGGAAGAGCUGUCUUUUGGUAUCAUCAAGGUAGAGGACUAUAGCAGCGAAGGUCGAGAUGAAUUUACAAUCGCAGCCAAGGAAUGGACCAAAGCAGGUGCAAAGGCUGUUCUGCAUCGCGCAUUGAGGAGGUCCGAAGGCGCAAGCGGUGAUGCGACCAAGGCGGACGAAUUAUUGGGCGAUUAUGUUAGAGACAUUGAUGGAGGUGUGGUGCCAACUAUUCCUUUUGUUAUGGUUCUUGGUCAGAAGGUUUAA